AAAAAAACGUCUUGUAAUAUGCAGAAAUCUACAAAUGUUGAUACUUCUAUGGAAACACUGAGCUCUUCCCACCAAGGCACGGGAGCUGUGCAAAUGAGAAUCAAAAAUGCCAACAGCCACCACGACAGGCUGAGCCAAAGUAAAUCCAUGAUCCUCACUGAUGCUGGGAAGGUCACUGAACCUAUAUCCCGACACAGGCGGAAUCAUUCACAGCAUGUCUUGAAAGAUGUCAUUCCUCCACUGGAACAAUUGAUGGUUGAGAAGGAAGGUUAUCUUCAAAAAGCUAAAAUCGCAGAUGGAGGGAAGAAAUUAAGGAAAAAUUGGUCUACUUCCUGGGUCGUGUUGUCCAGUCGAAAAAUUGAAUUUUACAAAGAAUCCAAACAACAGGCUCUGUCCAACAUGAAGACAGCGCAAAAAUCAGAAAGUGUGGAUUUAUGUGGAGCCCAUAUUGAAUGGACCAAAGAUAAGUCAAGCAGAAAGAAUGUCUUUCAGAUCACCACAUUAUCAGGAAAUGAGUUCCUGCUACAGUCAGAUAUUGACUUCAUCAUAUUGGAUUGGUUCCAUGCUAUCAAAAAUGCAAUUGACAGAUUGCCGAAGGAUCCAAGUUGUCCAUCAAGAAACCUGGAAUUAUUCAAAAUCCAGAGAUCCUGCAGUACUGAAUUGCUAAGUCACCAUGACAGUGAUAUGAAAGAACAGAAACCAGAGCACAGAAAAUCCUUAAUGUUUCGACUGCAUCACAGUGCAUCUGAUACAAGUGACAGAAACCGAGUUAAAAGCAGAUUAAAAAAGUUUAUUACUCGGAGACCUUCCCUGAAAACUCUGCAAGAAAAAGGACUCAUUAAAGAUCAAAUUUUUGGUUCUCAUCUGCACACAGUGUGUGAACGUGAAAAUUCCACAGUUCCACGGUUUGUAAAGCAAUGCAUCGAAGCUGUUGAAAAAAGAGGUCUAGAUGUUGAUGGAAUUUAUCGAGUUAGCGGCAAUCUGGCAACAAUACAGAAGUUACGAUUUAUUGUCAACCAGGAAGAGAAGCUGAAUUUGGACGACAGCCAGUGGGAGGACAUCCACGUUGUCACCGGAGCACUGAAGAUGUUUUUCCGGGAGCUGCCGGAGCCGCUCUUCCCCUACAGUUUCUUUGAGCGGUUUGUGGAAGCAAUCAAAAAGCAAGACCACAACACGAGAAUUGAAGCUAUAAAAUCUCUUGUUCAAAAACUCCCUGCACCAAACCGUGACACCAUGAAAGUUCUCUUCAAACAUCUAACUAAAUCUAUAAUCUUCAAAAGCAUCAGCUUCUUCAUUUCCAAUCUGAUGGGAUUUAGCCUGAUUCAAACCCCAGCUGUGGCUUGUUCCUGCCUGCUAAGGGCAUUUAAUCAGAGAAUGUGUUUCCUCUCUGGGGAAAGGCCAUGGCAAGGUGCUGAGCCAAAGUGCCCAUCAUACGGCCUGACUUGCACAUACUCAAAGCAUAAGGAGAGUAACACCAACUGGACAUUAAAUGGUAUAACAUCCAAAAGCAGAAGUGAUUAUCCUGUCAUUGCUCCAAGUUUUAAAGCUGAGAUUGUCACAUAUACUGGCUUGACUCACUACAAAGUUAGAUUUAUAAGUUGAUCAAUAUUCUCCAUCCAGAAGUCAUAAUGUAACAGUAAGAAUUUCUUAAACACCUACUCUUAACCUGACUUCAUUCUACGCAUUAGUGAUAUGAAUCCUCCCUUUGAUAGUUUCAGAGCCAACAAGAAAGACAAUCAGCUGAGGAUUAAUUACUGUGUGGUACAAAAUCAAAACCCUUGACCAUUUUGGUAAUUGUGUGACUCCAGGACUGAUCACCUAUAUACAGAGAUGUAUUUUUAAUGAACAGAUAAGCAGAAACUAUUACAGAGGUAUUAACAAAGUUCACUGUUCAAUAAAAGAUCAAAUAAAUUGUAACAGGAUGAAUGAAGAGAGGCUCCCCUGGGGAGCAACCUUAUCAAGGUGAUCUUGACCAGUGGACAAGAUUUACCAAAGAAAACAGCAGAAGCUGGACAAGAAAGUCAACAUGCAUGCAUAUUGUGAAAGAUCAGACACUUUCAAAGGAAAGUGAAAAGUUGGUAGUUAGAAGACGCCUGAAAUUUAGGAAUACAUACGAGAAGAUGCUGAGUUAGAACAAAUGCUAUGAUCAAAUAUUCUUUCUCCUGUAGAUAAUAGGGAUCAAGUAGAAGUAGCACAAUAAGAAAGCCAGAGAGAUAACUUAUUUCUUAUGAAAGGAAUGUCUAAAUUCAC
Molecule: messenger RNA, 2250 nt
Organism: Ochotona curzoniae (black-lipped pika)
Lineage: Eukaryota; Metazoa; Chordata; Mammalia; Lagomorpha; Ochotonidae
Gene: ARHGAP15
Product: Rho GTPase activating protein 15
Exons: 14
Coding region: 19-1602 (527 amino acids)
Biological process (GO): signal transduction; regulation of GTPase activity
Cellular component (GO): cytoplasm
Source: RefSeq, a predicted model, not a curated record